GUUUUUUUCUGUUAUUUUUGUUGCAUUUGUGCAACAUAAUGUCCGAUGUUCGCCUGUCGAAUGCCAGUCCGACCUUGGAGAGGGGGGUCGGGGACGCGCGUCCAGCCGAGCCAGCGAAGCCCUCCGUCUGCCGUAACCUGUUCGGUCGCUCGGAGCGGGAGGGCUUCGAAAAGGACUGCAGGGCGACUAUGCACACUGCGCAGCGGGCUUUCGCAGAGAGGUGGGAUUACGACACGGUCGAAGAUCAGCCUAUUUCCACGCGAAGUCUUGAGUGGGAGCCCGUCGAGUCUCCCCCGGAGUUCUACGUAAGACCGGCGCACAAGCGACCUUGUCCCCGUGGGAUGUUCGACCCACCUGGAAGCGACUCCCGGCCAGAACCCGGGCAGGACGGGAUACUGCUGAACCGUGAGCCGGUGAAGGGUUCGAGGAAAAGGCGAGCCACACCGUUAGAUGGUUGUUUGUCUGGGUGCCAAACUAAACAUUACCUGUCGGACGAGGAUGAGGACCGCGACCAGCCUGACCCCCUCGGAUUCCCGACCCUAACGCUCGCCGAACAGACCCCGAGAAAGCCUGAGAGCCAAACCAACUCCAAAUGUGUGUCUCCUCUAUCCGGCAGAACUGUGGUGGAUACUGGAGGAGGAGAGAGAGAGAGAGAGAGGAGUCUCAGCAGCCUCUCUGCGAAAGGAGGAGGAGGAGGGUCAAGCACUGAAUAUAUACAACUGUUCAACUUUCGGCACUUGUCAUCAAAAUUGCCUCAAAAGCAGACCAUGUAGCAGCGUGCAAAUGGAUUGUUUUUCCUUUUUGCGCAGAUAUUUCCUAACUUUGUUUCAGAUGUAGCACAUCAUUAUGUAACUGGCUUUUCAUAAAAGUUCUGUUAUUUGACUUUGGUGAUACUUUCGAGACUGUAAAUUGUAAGUGCUGCGGGGAAAUUGCAGUGCAAAUUGAAUUAUGAUUUAGCAGAGCAAUAGACUUGGAAUGUCAGGGUAGACAGAAGUAAAAUGUAUUUUUUUUGCAUAGCUUUAUUUGUCCAAGGGGAUAUGGUCGGUUUUUGGUCCCACUUUAGUAGUUUUUUAGGCUCUGACUUGGGAAACACUGGGGCAUACUGCUGGGACCAGCAAUGGAAAAAAUAAUGUUUACAGACAAAUCAUGUCUCCUUUCGUCAUAUUGAAUGACGUUUUUAUGCGUGCCAAUCAUAUCAUUCUCUUUCUAAUUUGCUAACGUUUUGCGUGUUUUGUGUUGGCAUGGCCGGACUGCAGAGGGAUCUAGAAGAAUCAUCUCUUGUUUUCCAAAACGACUCAUCAAUAUGACCAAUAUUACUCCCCUUCUAGGAACCCCACAUACCAGCAAAGUUACACAGUAUGACUGGUAAAAAAAAUGUUUUUGUGGAAUUCAUGUAGAACAUGAGAUUGCACUAUGUGUGUGUGUUACACUGAGAAAAUUAUACUAACUUAUUUAUCUUGAGCUUUUGUCUGUGUACAAGAUGGCUUGCCAAAGUGACUUGAAUGUGCUUUUUCAUAAAUUGUUUUCCUUAUUUGUUUAUGAAGGUAAAUAAAAGGUUGCAAAACUGAGCAAUAUUCGAUUUACACAUUUAUGAAAUAUCAGUCUUUCUAAAACAGUAAUACUCUAGCUCUAACUUAACGCACAACGUCUUGAAAUUUGUGGGAGUGCUUGUGAGAAAUGAUAACCAUUUUACAAUCACAGCAAGAUUCUAUGCUUGAGUUUUUUCUUAAAAUUAAAUCGAAUCAACAAAUAACGCAAUCCACAAUGCAUAUCAAAUUACGCUUUAAUAAACUUGGAUGAACAUUUUGAGGACAGACGUCCGUGUGGACAUGCAUACAGACAUUCUCUGGUGGAAUGAGCCCCACUGUUCGAGUGGAAAACAAGGGCGGGGCUAGAACACAAAAAAAACACGGACAAGGAUAGCCACUGAGCAGAGAGGACUCCCUACCCUCUCUUACUCAUUCUCCUCUCAUUUCACUUUACUCUCCUUUUUGCUGUGAAAGACGAUUACAUACUGUUCUCUUUUCAGAAAACCCACACCUCUGAGUUAUGUUUUAUCCUGUUCUAACGGCCGACAUGAAACGGACCAAUGCUAUGGCUAGAUGUGCUCUCUAGACCAACAGGGAAACCAGGGAUCCCAAUCCCUAUAUUGUGGACCUUGAAAUUCAACUGGCACUUGAAUGUGGAACACGUUUUUUUGGGGGAAUUUUAGUGCAUUAAAAAAAUUAUUGCCUUCUAAGCCGAUGUCAAAUUUGAAUGGCCUUGAAGGUUUUGAAAUUCAAACUAUAUAUAUAUAUAUAUAUAUCGUUUAGUUUUAGCACACUUGUCUAAGACGGGACAUUUAAUGCAUUCAAAAAGUUGUGAAAUAUAAUCAGAGAUGAUAUAGUGUUUAAGAGGGAAGCGUGGGAUCACCACGACCGUUCAGAGGUCAAGUGGUUGUGGGACAAUUUCAUCUUCAUUGUUCAAGACCAUAGACCUCGGUCAUUUGUGGCUGCCUCCUGCAGGUUUUAAACCUUGAGUCAUUCUGGGGCAGUGCCACAAUACUAGGUGUAUGUGUAGUAUAAAAUUCCAGUUUACCAGUUAAUACGUGGGGGUGCCUAAGUUUGAGCAUUACGUGAUCAACCUGACUAACUACAUAAGUUAACCCACCUAGUGUAAAACACAACCACAGUCUAGAUCAGGGGUGGGCAAUAAUUGUUCAUCGGGGGCCACAUAAGAAAUUCUGAAUGCCUUUGAGGGCCAAGGAAAUUCUGCCUUGUCUUAACCAUUAUAAAAAUAUAUCUCUUAUAUACUCUUAUUUAUAAUUUAUAAGUCACUAC
Gadus chalcogrammus (walleye pollock) is the source of this 2819-nucleotide messenger RNA. RefSeq names its product cyclin-dependent kinase inhibitor 1B-like. Gene Ontology annotation, cellular component: cytoplasm; nucleus. Lineage: Eukaryota; Metazoa; Chordata; Actinopteri; Gadiformes; Gadidae. The transcript has 3 exons. Gene Ontology annotation, biological process: G1/S transition of mitotic cell cycle; negative regulation of cell population proliferation; regulation of cell cycle. Gene Ontology annotation, molecular function: cyclin-dependent protein serine/threonine kinase inhibitor activity; protein-folding chaperone binding. The record is from RefSeq and is a predicted model, not a curated record. The coding region runs from base 39 to 773 and encodes 244 amino acids.